This is a messenger RNA of Armigeres subalbatus, 1435 nucleotides long. RefSeq lists its product as uncharacterized. Gene Ontology annotation, molecular function: C-5 sterol desaturase activity; iron ion binding. Lineage: Eukaryota; Metazoa; Arthropoda; Insecta; Diptera; Culicidae. Gene Ontology annotation, cellular component: membrane. The coding region runs from base 1 to 1386 and encodes 461 amino acids. The record is from RefSeq and is a predicted model, not a curated record. The transcript is spliced from 6 exons.
AUGACUACAUUCGCAUAUCCCACACCCUGGGUGAGGUUGUCCGGGAUCGUGUUCAUGCCGCUUACAACCAGCAUGUCCUUCCUCUCAAGUUAUUUAAAACUGCGAGCAAACAAAACUCUCGCCAGCCAACAGACUGUUCAGAAGCAUCGAAAGAUGAGAAAAGUGUCACAACGCGGCGAGGUGCAUUCGAAACAGCUGUUCAAAGAUCCAUUGAUAGAAGGUGUUCGCUGGGUAGAACGAUAUGCUUCGACAAUUGACAAAUUUUGGAGUACUCUGCCAGUGUACAUUAGGAAUACCUUGGCAACGAUGGCAGUGUUUUUGAUGGCAUCCAGCAUAAAAGGUGAUUGGAUUGCGAUUACGGUACAUUUGGUCAAGCAAAUCCAAGGGGCAGACGGAGAUCGGGCGUUAGACGAUAACGUUAUCCGAGAGAAUGCAACGGUAGCCGGCACCAAAUUUGAUGAUGUACUCGAGUAUCUGAACCUGAAAGGUUUGCCUCAUUACUUGACCUUAGCAAUCACGGGUUCGUUCAUAAUCUAUUUCGGAGCCGGUGGGUUCAUUCACUGGUAUUAUUAUGUCAACAAACGUGAUCGACCCCAUGAAUGGAAAUGUCAGCCAGAGAAGUUCUUGUCACCUGAACUUGAGCUUCAUGAAAUUUUUGUUGGAGGAUUUUCAAUGAUGAUAAUGAGCUGUCUGAGCGGAAUAUUGUCAUGCUAUGCCAUGAACAACGGAAGGCUAUUAACACUGUAUUACCGUUGGGACGAAUAUGGCUGGUGGUGGCUGUUUGGUCAAAUCAUUGUGAUAUUCGUGUAUCAGGAUUACCUCACAUACUGGCUGCAUCGCAUCUACCAUUGGCCUUGGUUAUACAAGAACUUCCACAAACUACAUCACACUUACAAGCAACCAACUGCUUUCUCAGUUACUGCAAUUCACCCGGUCGAGAUUUUGCAUGUACAGUUAACGAUGCUGCUGCCUAUUUUCGUCAUCCCAACACAUUGGGCGGCAUUCUACUUCGUCGAAGUUUACACCUACGCUCAUGGCAUCUUGAACCACAGUGGGGUGAACAUAAAAUCCUAUUGGUGGCAGCCGUGGCAACCGGACACAAUGUUCCACGACAACCACCAUCAGUACUUCCACGUGAACUUUGGUUUCAACAUUGGCCUGUGGGACGUUUUACAUGGCACCUAUCGACGGAAGGAUCGCGUCUAUUCUGAGGAGAUUUUUGGCGGAAGAGGAAAAACCUUCAAGGAGGUUAGCCAGUCAGAGCUUGAGAAAGACAUUGCUGAACGGAAGCUGGAGAAUCCAAAAGCAUUCAGAAAUAAUGUGCACGAGUACGAUCUCGACGAAAGGGAAAUUGAUGAUCUGAUGAAGAAAUCCAGAAAAGCUUAAGCAUACGUAGAAAUAAAUGGAAUGUAUUACCUAGCACUGAUAUGAUUAA